UUAAGAAAGUUACAAUAUCAUAGUGGUCUCUAAGCUGAAGGUUCGGGAGUAAAUCCUCAUCCCAGCUCUUUUAUGGAAUCAAUCCACAUCCUAAAAAUGCCAUGAAAGGCGUUCUUACUACGCCUGGAAGAUUAGUUUUAAUAGAACUUGAAAUAUAGCUUAGAAUAGAUGGCUUGGAGGUGAUGGCUUCCAUAUGCCUACAUAUCUAUAUGAGUCAGGGAACACCGUUGCCAAAGUUCUUUAUAUUUUUCCUACAACAUUUGAAGUUAACAUACGGAAUACUAAUCACAGCUCGAAGAUGGAUAGUCAGGAUUUAACGCAAACGAACUCCACGAUGACCCGCAAAACCAGGGAUUCCGACACCACCUCGAAAAUCACUAUGGCCAACCUGUUGUCCCUACCGUCAUCCUUGUCCAAGCCAACAACCCGCGCGAAUGCUCAGGAUCAGCUGAAUGGCUCCUCGUCAAUGUCCAAGUACACGGAGCGCAUGGUGGAGGAUAUCCUAGCUGAGAUUUUCAAGGAGAGACGCGGAGACUUCCCGGAAACCUCCUCCUCUUGCCGCAUGGCUGAGAUGCCUUGGCCACGUGAGGAGCAAGAACCGCAUGUGGACAAACGCCUUCGGUACUGGAAGGAGGUCCUGCAUCAACGUAGGCAGAUGCAGCAACGUGUCCAGCAGGAGACGGGAAAGCUGGCCAGCGAGGUGCUCUUUAACCGACGUUCCACGCUGGACAAUCGCGAUGGGCAGACGGUGAAGCGGGUGUUGGACUACGCGGAUCGCAUGGAGUGCGAGCAUUUGAUGGCCGCGCCGGUUUCCAAGCUGGGCGACAUCCAGGAUCCUUGCACAUGCCAAGUGAUUCGAGGCCCAGAAUCUACGCUACCGAAGGCCGAGAGAGUCGGCUACAAGGAUGUGGAGAUCAUUGGCUUGCCCGGGGUCAGCAAGUGGGAACUGCUGGGCCAGGAGGCCUUAGAGCAGAAGCCUCCUCCCGGUUGGCUGCAGUCGGAGUUCCUGGACGAACGUCUGGAGCAGCGCUUUCCAGAGAUUCAAAACGUGGUGCCCUUCUUUCCCGACAUAGAGGCUCUGCAGGUUAAGGGCACGGCCAUCAGCAAGCUUGAAAACCCACCGAAGCCAGUCCUGGUCAGUGUGGAAUCCAUGCACACUGUGACCAACAGCGAAAGUCCAGAAAUCUGCUCCGAGGAGUGUACCUGCGAGUCAUGUGGUGAAACGGAGGAGAAAUCGACUGAGGAUCAACCGCCUGCCAUUCCGGAUGUGGGGCUGCGGGUUAACGGAGUGGACUACAUUCCGGGCGAGACAGCCAACGGCGGGAUCAAGGACUGCUUCGAGGUGGUCAGCCGGUUCAAGUGCGAUCCUUACCAGCGCCGACUCAAGCUCGUCCUAAAACUGACCAACAUCGGCCAACAGACACUCUCCUUUACCUGGAAACAGAGCACUUACUACUACAACCGGGGAUCUCUGUUGCUGGCCCGGGACAACGAGUUCCAUUUCGAUCUUGAGGGCUUCCGGCUAUCAUACGGCGAGACCCGGAAUGUGGCGGUGCUGUACCAGCCGCGGAAGGUGGCUAUGACCAUGGAGUUGUGGCUGCUUCAUGUGGAGCCGCGAAUCUUCUGUGGCCGCCAGGAAUCGCUGCUGCUCCGUUUACACGGACGCUGCUCGCCGCCGGCGGAUUACUUGGCCAAGCUACUGGAGUGCCAGUGCGCCUGCAUCUGCAAGUCAGAUGCCGUGGUCAUGGACAAGUUGACCACACAUUUGGGUGCACUGGCUCCGUUGGUGGUGCCUCCGCCGGCAUGCUGUCCUUACGAUCGACCCCUGGACGAUAGGGAAGCCUUUAACACCUUGAAUCCGGGGUAUAACUGUGCCCGUUUCGAUGACCUGGAAGUGCUCCGCGAUUUCCACAAGACUUUGAAAAAGCCGAGGGAGCCCCUUUGGGAUCUGCGCCUCUCCACGAUCAAGGAUUACAUUCUGCGGGUGGAGGGUGUGCUGGAGCGGGAAAAGAUCUUUGCCGAAUUCAACAGCCUGCUUUCUCCUCUUGUGGGUGGAGCAUCGCCUCUGAGCACGUCUACCCAGCGAGAUGAGCAGAAACAGCGCUCGCGAUUCAUAUAUGUGCGUGGCGUGAUCUGCAAUGGGAUCGCCGAGUGGGAGGACCUUAUGUUCAACGUGCAGGACUCGUUCUUCAAGCCGGAGCUACAGCGGUACUACCAAAACCUUCUGGACGAUCACGAAGAAGGGGAAGAAGAAGAGGACGGUGAGAGGCAAGAGCAACCAAGUCCAAUAACGCCCAUCGACAUGGAGAAACUAAUGGAAAUUCUGGGCGAAGAGGAGUUCGACGAGGAAAAGAUCCGAGUGGCGGUAAUGCGCAAGCUGUACAAGUCAAAGUACUUCCGAGACUCUUUGUACAUCCAAACGUACUCACAUCUGUGCAACAUGUCCGAGGACAUUGUGUCCGUCAUCGAGAGCACGGAAGUGGUGCCAACCUAGUUCCGGAGAAGUUCAGAGGAUAGCUAUUACUUCUCCUUCAGAUAUGCCUGUAAAAAUCAUUUGUUUUCGAAUUAAAUUAAGUUUAGUUUGUAAA
This is a messenger RNA of Drosophila eugracilis, 2588 nucleotides long. RefSeq lists its product as uncharacterized. NCBI's taxonomy places the organism in Eukaryota, Metazoa, Arthropoda, Insecta, Diptera, Drosophilidae. The coding region runs from base 194 to 2494 and encodes 766 amino acids. The transcript has a single exon. The record is from RefSeq and is a predicted model, not a curated record.